AAGAAACAAAAAAAAGGAAAUUAUUAAGAAAAUUUUAAAAGGAUACCUCAUAGUUGUAUUAUUAUUUUGAGCUCUGUAAGUUGGAACAUUUUAAGUGAAAAUAGGUGGAGGCGACGAAGACGCUGGCUCUGGCUCAAGUCAAAUUAUUUUGAAAAGCAAGGCGCCAAACAUGGCCCAAUUCCCGCCCCUUCCCGACCGGGACGCUCCCUAUAUUUCUUCUCUCUCCCGCUCUCUCUCUCUCUCUCUCUCCCUCUACAGUCUCCGAAGUGAAACCACCAAAUGCAGGGCCACCAGCCGCACCCCGCCACUCUCGGCGCCGACUACUCCACUUCCGGCGCCGAUCAACCCAAGAGAGGCAAAAAGCGGGGCGGCUAUAACUGUGGCCGUUGCGGUCUCCCCAAGAAAGGCCAUUCCUGUCAUGUUCUGCCCACCACCCCCACCCUCACCGCCGCCGCAUGCGCGGCGUCUUCCCCUCUCUCGUCUGUCCGCCCGCCGUCGCUGCCCCGCCAGACUCAUCCUCAAAUCCGGAGAGCGCUUUCUUUCGACGACAUUGAUGCCCGGGACUUGUCCGAGUCUGACGACGACGGGGACGACGGUGCGCCUGAGUUGGAGGUCGAAAUGGGAUCCGGUCAGUUUCCGGUGAGUUGUUUGUGGGAGGUGCUGAGGAGGUUGCCGCCGCCGGCGCUGCUAUCCGCGGCGAAGGUGUGUAAGGGGUGGAGGGACACGGCUAGGAGGGUUUGGAGGGCGGCGGAGGAGCUGAGGCUUAGGGUUCCGGCGAACGCUCAUCUUGGAUUUGUUGGAUUGGUGCUGAAGAAGUGUCCGGGGCUUGUUAGGCUCUCUCUUAGGAUGGAAAGUGAUGUGGAUGCAACAAUGCUGGCUUGCAUUGCUUUCUCUUGUCCUAACCUGAAAUCCAUGGAGGUCUUCACAUCUGGUACUUCAGUCAACCGGAUAACUGGGGAUGAAUUAGGCCGUUUUGUUGCUGAUAAAAGAUGUCUUACGAGCCUGAAGAUGGAAGGUUGUUCUAACCUCAGCAGUUUUGUUCUUUGUUCAUCUAGUCUUUCUAUAUUUUGGCUUUCAGGGCUUCACUCCCUCUCUAAGACGGUUUUCAACUGCCCCAAUAUGAAGGAGAUUUCCCUAGAUUUUUCCCGCCAAGAAAAUGACAAUACUGACCUUACUGCAAUGGUGGAUGGUAUGGGAAGAGGCUGCCCAAGGCUACAGAACAUACGCAUAGCAUCAGUUCGACUUUCUCAUUCUGUUGUGCUAGCUCUAACAGCAGCAAAAUUGAGAGGGUUGCAAAUGCUUUCUCUUGUUCUUGGAUCAGAAAUUACUGAUGCAUCUGUGGCAGCAAUUUCUUCGACCUACUCAAACCUAGAAUUGCUUGAUUUAAGUGGCUCCAGCAUCAGUGACAGUGGCAUUGGAAUGAUCUGCAAUGUGUUCCCUGAAACAUUAUCAAGCCUUCUUCUUGCUCUCUGUCCCAACAUUACUUCAAGUGGAAUCCAAUUUGCUGCAGCUCAACUGCCUUUUCUUGAACUCAUGGAUUGUGGAAUGACCAUAUGUGAUUCCAGUCCCGAGAGUCAAAUAUCUGAAGAAUGCUCUGACAUUGUGUUGCAGAAAACUCCAAACAGCAAGCUGCACCUUAUUUACCAGAAGCUUAUAAUCAAGCACGGCAGACUGAAAAAGCUAAGCUUGUGGGGUUGUUCUGGCCUGGAUGCUUUGUAUUUGAAUUGCCCAGAACUCAAUGAUUUGAAUCUAAAUUCUUGUGCCAAUUUGCACCCUGAGAGAUUGCUACUUCAGUGUCCAAAUCUGGAAAGUGUGCACGUGUCUGGUUGCCAAGAUAUUCUAGUUGAAGCCAUUCGAGAUCAGGUUUGUAGUGAAUUGGUUGGUGCAGAGAGCUAUUAUCCUCGUAAGCGAUUAGCUGAUAGUUCUAAGAGAGUCCGGGUCCCACUUUUUGUCAGCCAACAGGAUUGUGGCGGCGGCGACAAGGGAAUGAGGUUAUUCAAGCGACAAUGUGCUGUAAUUGUGGAUUAAUGGAAGAUGUGCUCUUUGUAAUCUAAACAUGGAAGUCAUUUCUUGGUGUUUGCCAUCUUAUAAUUGAAGGGCAUAUAACUAUCUUUUUUUUUUUUUUGGGGGGGGGGGGGGGGGGGGGCUCAAAUUGUUGUUCAAAUUCUAGUGGGUAAUGCCUUAUUCCUUCGUCACAAUCCCACCCGUUUCUUACAUUUUCAAAACCGUGGGGUUGGCAAAACUUCUUCUGAUCAGGGUUCUUGUUUAUUAAAUUAAAUCCAUUAGCCUUUAAAUUAAUAAAUUAUUCAGCUGUUUCAAUAAGUUGUUUUUUUCUUCAAUUAUUUUUCUUCUCUUAGCUUAUGCCA
This is a messenger RNA of Diospyros lotus (date-plum), 2366 nucleotides long. RefSeq names its product F-box/LRR-repeat protein 17-like. The coding region runs from base 280 to 2028 and encodes 582 amino acids. The record is from RefSeq and is a predicted model, not a curated record. Gene Ontology annotation, molecular function: protein binding. The transcript is spliced from 11 exons. NCBI's taxonomy places the organism in Eukaryota, Viridiplantae, Streptophyta, Magnoliopsida, Ericales, Ebenaceae.